AUGGUUCUGGCAGCCAAGGCAGCAGAUAGUGUCACAGCAAGGUGCGAGCGUGGACGCGUGGCUCCUACAUGCAGCUGUGUGCGCGUCUCUGAGACCGUGAAGAAACGCCUGAGCGCACACCAGAGCAAAAAGAGGAAGAGGAGGAAGAAGAGGCCGUGCUACUGCAGCUGGAGACGAUCAGGCACCAGGGCAGAGGCAUCCGGACUGAGGUGCAGAAACUUUUACCACUUGGUCUGUUAA
Messenger RNA from Knipowitschia caucasica, 240 nucleotides. The record is from the annotation of a GenBank genome assembly. NCBI's taxonomy places the organism in Eukaryota, Metazoa, Chordata, Actinopteri, Gobiiformes, Gobiidae.